CUCACCCGUCUCACAAUGCGUCUCCUGGCGUUGUUCGCUCUCUUCCAGGUGCGCAGGGGUGCGGGUAUGUGUGUGCCAGUGCACCCAAUGCUCUCUAUUUGGUUUGUUCGCUCAGGUCUGUUCGUUGUCCAGCGCCUAUGAAGGCGAGGAAAGCGUCCACGAUGCCGUGGAGGCCUCUGCAUCCCUCGACAGCUACAUGGCCAGCGUCAUGGAAAAGGCCAAGGCGGGCAAGGGGUAUUGGAUGAGGAUGGGUGAGCUCCGCGCCAUCAACCCCCAAUGGGUCAGCCCAUUCGUCGAGGUGACCGGGGGGCUGUUCGGCGUCCGCAACACCACGCAGAACGUCAUCAACGACUACAUCAACUACAUCGCCAACGGCACCUUCGACUCGCGAUUCGGCAUCAUGUACUACCACCACCGAGACAUGCUCCCCGAGUGCACCGACGACGCCAGCGUGUGUGUGUACCUGUUCGAGCAGACGGGCGGCGACGGUCACUCGGGGCGCUACAAGGCCUUCCCCGCUGAGCAGUGCAGGGGGUGUUGCGAGUUCUCAGGCAUCGGCGGCCACGAAGCAAUGUCACUUCGGAUACAAGUCAGCCCCACCCUACCGACCGAUGAAUGAAGACACGCCAUACGGCAUUCUCUCUGCGUUGUAUGUCAUGUCUCAGGGUGUGGCCAAUGUGACGCUAUUUGAGCUGCCGGGGUGCGAGCCAAACCGCCUGAAUGAGGGUGCGUGGCAGCUGCCGGAGCCAGCGUAUCGGUGGCACUUUACACAUAGCGACAGGGAGCGCGACGGCAUCUUUUUUGACCUCACCGAAGACACACUGUGUGCGGAGCCGACCCUCGUGGUGAUCGGCCGGACGGGCGGGCAGGUCCACAACCUGUGGCCGCUGCCAGACGACCAGGAAUACGCGUAGGCAUCCAUUUCUCCAUCUGCACGCACAGACACAUACAUGCGCACCAUCGUGUGUUGUGUGUGAUGUCUCAGGCGGCUGUGGCGAGACAUCAACAAUGACCUGAGCGAGGAGAGCCUGGCUGACGUGCUGCAGCCUGAUGCUGUCUUCGAGAGCAGGGUGCUGCCCACACUCAAGGAAUGGUUCCACCCAAUCGUGCCGCUGUCGAAAGUCGGUCUGCACCACACAGACACGCACACACACACACACACCACACGGGACAAAUUGCAUUCCUUCUUCUCUGUCCGUGUGUGUGUGUCAGGAGUACUUCGAGCGCACUCUGAGCAACGUGAUGAAGGACACGACGUCCACCCAGGCCAAGGCUGAGUUCCAGAACUAUGCAUUCGACAGCCAAAACCAGCGCAUCCGCUACUAUGCCAUGCGGUUCCCCAAGUGCACUGUGCCGUGUGACGUCGACUGCCGCCCGGCGAACCUGGGCUUCAGGUCCCUGAGGAUCACUGUGCCUUGAUUGACAGAUAGGUGCUGCCAUGGGGGGCUGGACUACAUAACUACCAUUAUGCUUUAGAUAGAUAUACAGGACAUGUACAGGACAUAACAUAACACAUAACACGCAU
This is a messenger RNA of Vitrella brassicaformis, 1525 nucleotides long. The record is from the annotation of a GenBank genome assembly. NCBI's taxonomy places the organism in Eukaryota, Vitrellaceae.